Molecule: messenger RNA, 7932 nt
Organism: Anthonomus grandis grandis
Lineage: Eukaryota; Metazoa; Arthropoda; Insecta; Coleoptera; Curculionidae
Product: putative leucine-rich repeat-containing protein DDB_G0290503
Exons: 26
Coding region: 152-7423 (2423 amino acids)
Biological process (GO): signal transduction
Molecular function (GO): molecular adaptor activity
Source: RefSeq, a predicted model, not a curated record
UCGUAAAUUUUGUUUGGAUUUUCGGUUUUUUAGAGAAAAGAAAACCCAAAAAUAACUUUUAGCGGUUUUUCCGCACAUGUGAGUUGAUUCAUCGCAUUAUUGGCGGCUCGCUUUGUGACUACUAAGGACUAUUAAUAAUUAACACGUUAACAUGGACGAUCCGGCGGACGAAGCUUCUGAAAGUGAUAAAAUUGGUCCAGAAAGAGACAAAGAAGUCGACACACUGGAACAAGAGGAGGCAAUCAUGUCUGAGGCCUCCAUAAGUGAACAUAUAACCUCCGAGGGUUCAAGUGUUGAAAAUGACCGGUCAUUUCAAGAAAUCGAAAUACUUAAUCAACCGAGCAAUACAAAGUCGGUAUCGAACAUUUCUCAAGAGCCCCAACCAAAUUCCUUAGAUUUAAGCAGUUUUGAUAAUACUUUAACCAAUGGGUUACCUGACAAUACCAAUAAACCUCUUCAAGAGCCCCAUACCAGCGGUACUAACAAUGCUAAAAGCAUUUUAGAAGAGAUUUUGAAUAAUUCACAGUUUAAUUCUACUAUAGACCUUACUAAUUCUAAAGAGGACAGUUUUAAUAUGUUUGCUAACCUGGAUUUAAGUGAUAAAAGCCUUAUUAACUUGCCUGAGGCAACUUUUGACUUAAUGAAUAUGAAGGAGAGUAAAGUUAAGUUGCCAGAAGAGGUUGCCACUGUAAAAGUGCAGGACCUGGAUUCUUUUAGGGAGAUGAGCAAUCCUACAUACACUUCCAGUAUGAUUUCUGCCACUGAAUAUAGACAAUUGCAAGAGGAGUGCCAUAGUAAGUUAAUGGAAUAUAAUAGUGCCAUAAUAUAUAAAAAUGAUCUGAUACAAAAACUCAGUGAGUCCUUGGACCAGGCAGCGAACGAACGUAAAGAACUCCUUGCCCAAGUAGAAACUUUCAAGGAGGAAAUCGCUCAAUUACAAAAUACCGUAAGAGAAACCUCAAAAAUGGUGGAGGAACAUCAAUGUGAUACUCAAAAUGGAGAGGCAACAAAGCUCCAUGAAGAACUCGUAGAAUUAAAGGAAAAAAUGGUCCAAAAUAAAGAAGAAUAUGAGACUGAACUAACUAGGCUAAGGAACUUAUUGGAGAAUAUCAAAUGUGGGUCUACAGAACUAAUGGACUUAAAGGAGGAACUGGAGAGGAAACAUACCACAGAAGUGGAGGAGUUAAGGACGUAUUUUGAGAAGAAGUGUGUGGAGUUGGAAAAGAACUAUUCAGAAGAAAUAUUCAGUCAACAAAGUAGAAAAAUGUCUGGUACGAGUUCAGAGGCGGACUUGAGCGGGGAUUUUCUACUGUCGAGCCAACCAGGGCCGGGGGGCGACUGUGAAACGAACAUUUUCAAUACCAAAGAGGACGUGGAACGGUUUAAAGAAAUUCUCGCCAAUUUCUCGCAGAAAUUAGCGAAACAUUGUUUGGAGGAUAUCGGCGAUAAGGGGCUGCGGAACAUCGAAAUCGAAGUGCGCACUGAGUUAAACGGUUUGUUGAAGAUCGGGGAGAAGUUGGAGGUGAGGGCCAUCGAAAAUAAAUACUUGGAGGAGAUCUCCGAUUUGAGGUUUCAGCUGGACGAGGUGAGGAGGAGUGGGGUUUGUGUGGUUAGGUCUACGGUGCAAGAAGUGGCCAAUUCCGGAGAUUUCGAGCUAACCGAACUGGUGGAGAGCUACGAGAGACGCUUACAGCAACAAAUCCAUUUGGCCAAAUUCGACCUAAUUAACGAGCUAGAAUCCCAAAUUCAGAGGUUAGCCUCAAGUGAGACCGAUAUAGACGAAGACUGGCCCUCCGAACUUUUACAACUCAGAGACAAAUUCGCUGACAAAUACAAGAAGGAAAUUGAAGAAUUGCAGGAGAAACACAACAACGAACUCACAAAGUUGAAGGAUGAACACUUAAAAAUCUUAAAUGGGGCACUGGAAAGGGCUCGCAGAAGGAGCUUGAAGGACGGGGACAGUUUGAGUAAGAGCGAGAUCGAGAUACUCAAAGAAAGAGACUCCCUAAAACGCCAAGUGGUCUCCCUACGUAACCUCUUGACCGAACUGGUUCAAUACUUCGCCCAGGCCGAAGACGAACUGAACAACACCCUGGUGGACAACCUGCUGAACCGUAACUCCUGCACGGACCCGAUUAUAGAGGAUGACGUCAAUUUGGACGCGUCCAGCGGCGCUACGACCAACUCCAGUCGCGUCUUCGACAGUUUCAAUAAGACUCGGGUCCAUUUGGCGCCGAAUUUCGGGGAUUUGAUCGAUAUGGUGGAGCAUCACAGUCACAACGAGUCGCUGGACAUCUCGGUCGAUCUGAAGAACGAGUUAGGAAUGCGUCUGGAGCAGCUCAGACAGGAGGCGAACGCGGUUUUGGCGUUGACUCAGAAGGAUCAGAAAGAGGGUGUUAAUUUGGCGAUGCAGAAGGAGAAUGGAGAGGAGGAGGUGUUGAGUGGACAGUUGGUGUUGGAGAGGGAGCAGCGUGAGAGGUUACAAUCCGAGCUGGCCGAGUCAAACGCCCUCAUAACCUCCCUGGAAAAGGAAAAAGAGGCCCUGGAGCAAAGACUUGACGACCUCCUGGAUAAAAUUGGCAUGUUAGAGGCGGACCUGGAACAAUCCAGGUACAAGAUCUCCGAGCUGGUGGAGAGCGGCAGAAGGAGCGAAGUGGUUUCGGAGGGUUACGGGGAAGAGGGACAACCCACUUUGGGAGGACUCGAAGAUACCAUGAAGACCCUCUCAGAACUGCAAGAAAAGGCGAGAACCAUGUUGGCUCAUACGAGAAGCAGUGCUGAUCCCAACGUGUUACAACUUAUAGAGGAACUGUGUCGCGUUGGGGAAAAGAUUAAGGAGGAAGCCAAUAGGGAAUCGCAGGAUCUUCUGCAGCAGAUUGACGUGGCGGACAAAAAAUACAAAACCACCCAGCAGUUCUUGGAGGAGCAGGCGGCUGAACGGGAGCAAGAGAGAGACGAAGCGCAGAGGAAGAUUGAUAAAUUGUAUGAGCAGCUGAAGGAGAGGGACAAGGACAGGGCGAAUUGCGAGGUGAUGUCCUGUGAGCCUGGUCAGCAUCGUGUGAAGUUUAGCGGUAGGCAGCUUGACGUAGACGCUUCACAGGCGGAACAGUUGGAGCAACAAAUCCAAGAGUUGACCAACCUCCUUACCGAGCAGCAACGCACCAAUACGACCCUCAAAGAGGAACUGGAGGAGGCCGUGGAGAAGUUGAAGAUCUUCCGAGACAUCAUCCAGGAGUUGGAGCAAAGGGGCGAGGCCAAAGACCGGGAGGUGGAGCAGCUGCUCCGUAACGUGGAAAAACUCGAAUGUAUUGUCCGACAGCAAAACCUCUCUCUGGACGAAACUAAGUUUAAUCAUUCAUUGGGUGGUGUUACAGAUAUCCGGGAGUUGAGAAGGAGGUGUGAGGAGCUUGAGGAGGAGGUGCAAAAGUUGCGUAUUGGGGCCGAGUUGGCUGGAAGUGAGGGAGCUCUCAAGCAAAUCAAUCUUCAACUGCUGGAAAUCGAGACGAACUUGGAUAAGAAAACCAAAGAGUUAGAGCUGUUGCACUCCACAGGGACCAAUUGCAGUUCACCAUCAGAAGACAUGUCUGUAAGGGACUUGGUUCAACCUCAAACGCUCCAGGACGACUGCGAGAUCCCGCUCCAGCAACUCGCCCGCCUCAAAGAGAAACUGAUGCGUCACUCUCGUGCAGAAGAAGCGGCGAUAAAGCGGAUCCGCGACCUCGAGAUGCAGGUGGACAACCUGAAAACCGACCUGGAGGAGGCGACCAACGAGAAGGAUUUCCUGAAGAAGCAGACGCACGAGCAGCUGGUGCUGAUCAGCGAUUUCCAGAUACGGUUGGACGAGCAGCGGGUCAAGGCGGAAUUUAUCGAGAAACAGACCAACACGUCCCUGGAGAUAAGGAUCCACGAGUUGCAGAGUGAGAAUUUCGAGUUGCAAGAUAAGCUGAAAAACAAGGACAAGCUGGUGCAGCACCAAGAGAAAGUCAUAAAAGAAACCCAACAAAGAGUCCUGGACCUGGAGCGAGAAAUCGCUUCCGGAAAAGACGACGACGUCAUCAUCGAAAUGCAAAAAGAUUUGGACGCGUUACGUCACGAAAACGCCCUGUUAAAAACCCGCGCGUCAACCGACAACCAGAUCCUACCCAACCUGGUGGAGAACAUUAUCCAGGACAAGAAUAACGAACUGGAUAAACUGCGAGAGAAACUCACCAACACGGAAAAACUACUGUACAAUUACACCUCGUUGAACCUGGACAAAUCGGACCUUAAAACGCUCGCGAACUUGAAAAAUUCCGGCGGCUCUAUCGAGCAUCUGAUCUCGAUUUUGGAUCUGAGCCGGCCGGAGCAGAUCAGAAAGUACGAGCGGAGCAGAAACGCGGAUCUGAGCAUAGCGGGGCACCCGUUAGGGUUCAAGAGGAGCGAGGAAACGCAGUUUUUGGGUAGCGGCUCGGAACAGGAGAUUUCCGAGAUCGAGCGUGUGGGACCGUCGAAUUUGAAUUAUACUUGUGUGGCACCUUUGGGCAAACCAAACUCCACCGAACUGGGCCACAAAUCAACGGAGAAACGGGUCCAUUUCGAAGACACCGUGAACGCGGAAAAACUACUCGGUGAAAUCGAAACUUUACGACGGGAAAUCGACCUUAGGGACCAACAAAUCCUCGAACUACAAACGAAACUGAAAAUCCUGAACGAGUUUGAAAACAACAUAACGGACCUACAGGGCCGCCUGGAUAAAACCGAGGAGGCGCUGACGAAAACAACUGACGUCUUCAAACAAGAACAGCGCGAUUCUAUUGAAAAAGAACAGAAGAUGGCCGUGGAGUUGGCGGGGAAAAACGUGCAAUUAAACGAGUUAGAAAAGGAGGUGCAAACGUUAAGGGAAGACUCGGUGCGGAAGGAUAAAAUGUACUUUAACUUGGCCAAAGAAAAACGCGAUUUAGAGCAAAAGUUUGAGGCAGAACUAAAAGAGAAAGGCGAGGCCUUAGAGCGGCAAAUAGUCGAACUGCGGGAAUCUGAAGAGAAAAUGGCUGUAGCCCUACAGAAAGUUGAGCGAUUAGAGCAAGACAACGCCCGGCUCAAGAAUAACCUUACUGCAAGCGACGAAGAAAAUUCCAAAUUAAGAAAGGAAUUCGAGAACUACGCUUCUCAAGCUUCUAUGGAACUCGAGCAGCUUAGGCAGGACAUAACCGAUAAAGAAAACGCCCUAAAGAGCCUUAAAAAAGAACUCUUAGACAAAGAAAUCAUCAUAAACGCCCUAAAGGACGAGAUGAAGAAAAAGGACGCCUUAGUAAUAGACAAGGACUGCGACCUGGAAAUCAUGAACGAGGACCUCAAGUACUACCAGAACCACCUGACGGAGAUGGAAAAUAAGUUGAAAUCUAUUGAGGAGGGUGAUAAACGGCAAGAGGAGAAACUGCGCGUGUCUGAACUGACGAAAGAGUUGGCGAAGGCGCAGGAAUUGGCCAGAGAGAGAGAGCGAGUGAUCGCCCAGAUGGUGGAGGACUAUAACCAGGUGCAAUCGAACAUGAAAGUUAUUAACACGAAAAUGAAGGAGACCGGGAAUGUUGUGGAUUUGUCCAAUAGGUUAAAAGCGGAACAAAAAAAGACCGCAGACCUCCACGUGGAAAUCCAAACAUUAAAAGCGAGCCUGAUGAACUACGAACUGGCAAACGCCGCCCCAGUGGACGCGAUCACCGGCCAACUGAAACGGGAACUGGAGUGCGCGGCUCAGAUCGACUCGAACAUACUGAGCGCCAUUAGCGAUCAGAGUCUGAGCUCCAUUUCUGAGGGACACGACGUCGAAGUUUACAUGAAAUCCUUAUCGAGACAAAAGAGCCAAAAUAAGCAACUGUUAAGGCAAAUAGACCAAAUUGAGAAGCAAAAGUUAACUUUAGAGCAGCAAUUUAACGUGUUACAGCAGAAACUUAUCCAGUUACAAAACUACUUAGAAAAAGAGAAAAUGGCCAGCAAACAAGCCUUAAUUGAGGAUGCCAAACUGAUAGAACAACUGAGGAUCCAACUAGAUGGCGCUCUAGACUACAGAGAACACUUGGAAAAGCUCCUGGAACAAGAAAAACUCGCCAAAAAAGCCUUAGAGCUUCAAUGUGAAGAUUUAAAAAAACCCUGCAGCAGUUCGGAAUCCACCAAAUACAAAUCACUGCCCAGCCAAAACGCUUUGGAGUUAACCCAGUUGAAAAAAGAGCUGGAGCAAGUGAAACUGGAAAAGGAGGAAUUAUUAAGAGAAAUUAAAGGUCUGAGGCAACGCAACGGACAGUUGGAGAGUAACGUGAAAUACACCAAAGAGAUGCUGGAUUUAUCGGAAGAGAGAAACAGAAAUCAGGAGGAGAAGUUCAGGGUAUUGAGCGAGAAAGAGAGAAGUUUAAGUGAGGAGCUUUUCAGGAGGAAAUUCGAGUUGGAGCUGAAGGGUCGGGAGUUGGAGGAGAAAAAAGUGAGAGUGGACGAAUUGGAACAAGAGAAAUCCCUACUAAAAAAGCAAAAAUCCGACUUAUUAAAAGCUCUAAAAUCCCAAAGUGCCGCGAUACCCUCGCAGGAAAACGCGAUCAUUCCAGAAACCCUAGAAAAAGUGAUACAAGAGUUGAAAAGUACCUCGGAGGACAACAAGCGAAAACUGGAGUAUAUCGAACGGAUCGAGAGCGAAAAACGGCUUCUAGAACAACAAUUGAGGAACGAAAUGAGGAGUAACGUGAACGAUAAUGUGCCUUUUGCCGAUUUAGUUGCCAGGUGCAACUACUUGUUUGCCAAAGCCCUAAAGUUAGAAAGUGUGAAAAAAGCCCUCGUGUGGCAGAAGCGGUAUUUGGUGGAUUUCCUGCAGAGCCACCAGAGGCACUGCCUCAUUGAGGUGCUGCCCAGUCAGCCCCAUGUGAAUUACUGUUUGAGGAGGAGGCAUUCACCUUUGCAACAUUUUAGAGCGGCCGUUUGCGCAGUAAUAGCGAUCGAACGGAUGAAAUUCCUGGUGCGCAGAUGGCACACGGGCAUGCGCAAAUACGAGCGCAUAAACGCCCGCCAUUUCCAACGCUCUAGAGAGAAAUAUUUGCAAGAAAACCCGGGCGGGGGCGCCACCAUAACCACAGCCAAUUUCCAGGUGGGACAACCGGUGUCCACUCAGAAUUUUUCACCCAAUCCUUUUAGGACGAACCACUCGAAUCCCUUUCAUAGGGACGCUUUGGCAGAGGACUCCAGACCGGAUUCGCCGGCUUUUAGUGUGGCCUCGGCCAUUAGAGACGCCCCCUGGUCCGGACAUUCACCGCCGUGCAAAGAAAACGACCGAAAUAAGCCUUUUGGGCUGCAGCACUUGGGAAACAUUCCAGCACUCCAGGCCCCGCAGCUCCUAAGUCAGCUACACGAACGGGUGGAGCUGAUACAAGAGAAGCUUAAUUUACCUUUUACAGCUGACCAUACUUAAAUUCAUCAGUUCCGUGUUUUUUUUUGACACAUUCUGAUGGGUAUACAGAACCAAUAAUAAUAAUAAUAACUUAAACUUCAGUAUUACUUUCUGUGAAAGCUGAUUUGCUCAUAAGCUAGACUGUAGGAAAAACGACUAUAUGAGACCUAUGUGUGAUUUAGUUAACUACUUUAUUUGUUCAUAGACGUUUCUGCUUUAAUUAAGUCAUCUUCAAGAUGAUCCAAGUUAUUUAAUGGUUAAAUUAGGGCAGAAAUGUCCUCAACUAGUGUAUAUUACUGUUAAAAAUAAUUUUAUUUCUAAUUAAGUACUGUGUGCCUUUGCAUGCCUUCAAAGCGAACAUAAGUGUCCUUGGAUGACCUAAGACUAGAUUUUUAAGAAAUAAUGCUAUUGAACCAUAAAUAUAAGAAUUUAGAAAAUAAUUUGUUAAGGGAGUUUACUAUAUAGAUUAUAUCGGUUGUUUCUAUGCAUAUAUUUGAUUUUUGGCUCAUAAAAGUUGUUUUGAAUAAAAA